AAAGUAAACGGCGAGCUGCCCUCUACCUCCUGCCAUCCACUGCAACAAAUAGAUCCAUCCCAAUUCUCACUACACCAGUCCUCCACUCCCACUGCCACCGUCCAUCCAUCUCUUUCUUCCCCAAUUCCCUUCUAUCUCUGCAAUCCCCACUCAACCUCUGCUUCAGUCGUUUUCCCCAUUCCCCCGAAACCCUACUAUUAAUUUCCCGCCCUUCUGCGGAAAGAGAUAGUGGGUAGCCUGAAAUUGCAGAGAUGGAGUGGGACAACACCGCCGCCGCCGCCGAUCACCACCGUCAGCAGCAGCGCCAUCACGACGGUUGCAAUAACGGCGACCCAAUUCUCAAUUUCCCCAGCACCAACAGCAACACCACCGCCAGCAACAGCAUUAACGCCGCCGCUGCAGCCGCCGGGAAUAUGCUGUACGUCAAGGUCAUGACCGACGACCAGCUCCAAACCCUCCGCAAGCAGAUCGCCGUCUACGCCACCAUCUGCGAGCAGCUCGUCGAUAUGCACAAAACCCUCUCCGCCCAUCAAGAUCUCGCCGCAGGGGGGAGGCUGGGGAGCUUGUACUGCGACCCAUUAAUGGGCGGAGUGGGAGGCCACAAGAUGAGCGCCCGCCAGCGCUGGACGCCGACGCCGCUGCAGCUCCAAAUUCUCGAGCGAAUAUUCGAGCAAGGGAACGGGACGCCGACCAAGCAGAAGAUCAAGGAGAUAACCUCACAGCUCAGCCAGCACGGCCAAAUCUCCGAGACCAAUGUCUACAAUUGGUUCCAGAACCGGCGCGCCCGUUCCAAGCGCAAGCAGGCUCCUGCUGGCACUACCACCACUACUAAUAACAACAACAACAAUGGUGGUGGUGGUGGUGGGGAUGUUUCGGAAGUGGAGACUGAAGUGGAUUCCCUGCAGAUUGAUCAUCAUCACAACCAUCAUCAUCAGGACUUGAUCAUGAACUGCAGCAAUUCGAAGUCCGAGGAGAUGAUGUACUGUAGGAAUACUGCUGAAGAUCAUUGCUUUCAGACCAACCAUGUUGACCAAUUGCAUUACCUGUCUCAGGGUUCUCAGCCUUCUGCAGCGGGGAGCUACAAUCUGUAUGAUCAGGCGGCAGAUGAUUAUGGUUUGGCGGGCUAACGCUGUUGCUGAUUGUUGUUGUUGUUUGUAACAUUAUUUCCCACUAAGGCUUUUUGUUUUGGUUUCAACUUGAAUUCCUAAGUGGAGUGGGGUUCCUGUCCUUUGUUAUGUUGACAGGGGAGACUAGUUGUUUUGUCGACAAAGAGCAACCAUGGUGCCAUCCCUGCCUCGCGCUGCUGUUUGUUGUUUGUUUGUUUGUAUGCAGAGUUGAAGAAAAGAUUGAUUAUUUAUUUGAUUGAUUGGUUGGCGAUGUUAUGGGAUGGAAUGCUAACGCAUGUUCUUGCCUAUUAUAAGCAAUCUAAAGAGAAGCUC
Messenger RNA from Linum tenue, 1439 nucleotides. NCBI's taxonomy places the organism in Eukaryota, Viridiplantae, Streptophyta, Magnoliopsida, Malpighiales, Linaceae. The record is from the annotation of a GenBank genome assembly.